Molecule: messenger RNA, 255 nt
Organism: Opisthorchis viverrini
Lineage: Eukaryota; Metazoa; Platyhelminthes; Trematoda; Opisthorchiida; Opisthorchiidae
Exons: 2
Coding region: 1-255 (84 amino acids)
Source: RefSeq, a predicted model, not a curated record
AUGCCCAACUACGUUACGGUGUCUGUCGGACCCAGAGGAGUGAUGGACUUCCAUGGUUUUAUUUGCCAACUUUUGCACGUCGCGUGCCGACAUGUCGCUUGCAAACAUCAACAACUGGUGUCUGCCGACAUGUUUCAGAUUACUGCUCUUAGCGUGCCCCAUGGUGAACGACAGCCGCUGAACGACAAGAGCAAAACCGACCCGGGAAAAUUGGGCGAAAGCCUCGAUUCUGUGUAUCAAUCUGUGAAUACGUGA